AUGGGAAAACCAAAGGCUUUACUAAAGGAUUUCAAGCCUAAGAAAAAGGCUGCGAAACAACAGCUGCCGGUUACAGCCGAUGAAUUUCUUGCUGCGGGUGUGGAAUUGGAGGAGGCCGGAGAGAAAUGGCGCGCUGGUGAUGCCGCCAAAUCCUUGCGCUUUUUUAUGCGGGCUAUUACCAACUACGAUGAGGGUCUACAGAAACAUCCCACCGCUUUUGAUCUGGCCUACAAUAAAGCGCGAGUGCAAUAUGAAAUCACUCAACAUCCAAAGCUAGCGGCACAAUUGCCUUCGCCCCAGGCUGAGAUCCUCCAGCAGGCACUACAGUCGCACCGCGAUGCCCUGCACAUGGACCAGGAUAAUCCAGAUGUCCUCUUUAACAGUGGGCAAGUGCUCAACAGUCUAGCAGAGUCUAUGUCGGACUCUAAACACCCCGCAGAGGAACAGCUUAUCCAGGCUACCACCUACCUGCAAGAGGCAAUUGAGCUUUUCCAGCGGUGUUUGAUGCUGCAAGAAAUGAAGUACACCGAGAUGCAGGAGCAGAUUGAUGAGAUGCAAUCUAUGGCUCUUGAGAACCAAGCUCCAGAGUCUGCACACCCUCCACCCCAGUCCCAGCCAGAGCCUUCAGCCGACCAGACAGACUCUAACGAUGAGCCACAAGAGCAGUGGGCUGCAAUCGUCGAGCCGGUCACCAAAAACACUCUGGUCGAUACAGCCAUCGCUCAACUUGAGACACUGACUAGCCUGUGCAAUCAGUUGACAUACAACCCGAACGCCGGCGGCGUAGGCUGGGUGCAGGAGUAUUCCUCAAAUUUGCUGGACUCUCGUCUCCCAGCCUAUGUGGAAGGUUCAGAUAGACAAUACGAGGCAGGAUUGGCCCGAGCCAAGUUCGUGUGUGCGCUGCACGACCUGCUUUACCGUGGCGGACAUACCGAUAUCCAAAGCUACCGACAGGAAGUUGCACAUUCAUUUAGUCCGGACUUGGAUGUUUCGAAUGAUCCAGAAGGAUUAUGCAACAAGGCCGAGGCACUGACAGCGCUGAACGGAGCACUUGCGGAUCUACCUCCAUAUGAUGACCCCGAAGCACUCAAGGAAUCUUUGGGUAUCCGAUGGACAUCACUUUCGACUGCUUUAGAUUCUCUGACUGCCGCAUCUAAAUUGCCCAGCGCUGAGAAUCUCCCCAAGAUCCACAUCGCUCGUGGAGAUACUGAGAUGCACCGCUGGCGACUGGGAACAGAGCCUUGGAACCACGCUGUGGCACAGCAGAACGGAGCUAUGCUCUUGCGCAAUGCACAAACAUAUUACCGAGGAGCAGCCGCUCUGGCUCGCCGAGAUGGAGCGGUUGACGAAGAGCGGGAUGGCACAUACAAAGAAGCCAUUGCGGCUGCACUGGAAGGCCAGAGGGCCAAACUGGAUCAGCUCAAGACAAGAGGUACUGAGCCAUUGAUCGCUGUGGCCCGGGAUAUGGUGGAAGAUGCGCUGGUCGACGGAACAGUUUUGAGCACCGUAAUUCAAUAA
Penicillium malachiteum is the source of this 1518-nucleotide messenger RNA. RefSeq lists its product as uncharacterized. Bases 1 to 1518 code for a protein of 505 amino acids. Gene Ontology annotation, molecular function: protein binding. The transcript is spliced from 4 exons. Lineage: Eukaryota; Fungi; Ascomycota; Eurotiomycetes; Eurotiales; Aspergillaceae. The record is from RefSeq and is a predicted model, not a curated record.